GACAUCUCCCUCGUACCAUCUAUUCUGUUGUUGCCCUUGUUUCUCAUAGAGCCGCUCCCAUAUUCUGCUCGCAAUCGCAGAUUUUAAAUCAACUUUUAUUUUGGGGUGCUCUUCGAAAGGUUGCACAAUGCAGUCAAACGAGGCAUCUUCUUCCAUGGAAAUUGAAGCUACCCUAUCUGAACUCAAACUUUUGCCACCAAAGCCAAAGUUUGAGCCUUUGAAACCUCAUGAGAUGUCUGAUGGUCAGGUUCAGUUCCGCAAAGUGUCUGUUCCACCGCAUCGUUAUACCCCUCUGAAGAAAGCUUGGAUGGAUAUCUAUGCUCCCAUAUAUGAACAGAUGAAGAUUGACAUACGCAUGAAUUUAAAGGCUCGGAAAGUUGAGCUGAAAACAAGGCGUGAUACACCUGAUAUUAGUAACCUGCAAAAAUGUGCUGAUUUUGUGCAUGCUUUCAUGCUUGGUUUUGAUGUCAUAGAUGCCAUUGCUCUUCUGCGUUUGGAUGAGCUCUAUGUUGAGUCCUUUGAGAUCAAGGAUGUUAAAACACUUCGAGGUGAUCACUUGUCCCGUGCUAUUGGAAGAUUAUCUGGUAAAGGUGGUAAAACAAAGUUUGCAAUAGAGAAUGCAACAAAGACAAGAAUUGUGAUUGCUGACACCAAAAUUCACAUAUUGGGAUCUUUUUCCAACAUUAAGAUUGCCAGGGAUUCUCUUUGUAGCUUAAUCCUGGGAUCACCAGCAGGAAAAGUAUAUUCCAAACUAAGAGCAGUUACUGCUAGAUUGGCAGAAAGGUUUUGAUCCUCUCUUAAUCGUGGCAUUGUAGGAACUUUUUCCUGUUUCUGUUUCCAUAGAUUUUUCUGUAAUUUCUUUUUGAGUAUUGUAUGGAAGCCCCGCCACUGUGGUUGCUUAAUUUGAUUCAAUUAAGCUAUUUGUUAAGUUAAAAUCAAGUUAUGAAUGUAAGAGCAUCGCUUGGAAGUGAAGUUUUGCCUAUGAACAUUAAUACAUUAUUGUAGAGUUAUUUAUUAAUGUUUAUUGCUUGAUUGUUACGGAAAUA
Gastrolobium bilobum is the source of this 1046-nucleotide messenger RNA. RefSeq lists its product as uncharacterized. The transcript has 2 exons. NCBI's taxonomy places the organism in Eukaryota, Viridiplantae, Streptophyta, Magnoliopsida, Fabales, Fabaceae. Gene Ontology annotation, cellular component: nucleolus. The coding region runs from base 128 to 790 and encodes 220 amino acids. Gene Ontology annotation, molecular function: RNA binding. The record is from RefSeq and is a predicted model, not a curated record.